Messenger RNA from Blastocystis hominis, 585 nucleotides. RefSeq lists its product as hypothetical. The coding region runs from base 1 to 585 and encodes 194 amino acids. NCBI's taxonomy places the organism in Eukaryota, Bigyra, Opalinata, Blastocystidae. The record is from RefSeq and is a predicted model, not a curated record. Gene Ontology annotation, cellular component: cytoplasm; membrane. The transcript has 8 exons.
AUGGCUUCUAUUUUAUCGGCUUAUUCUCGUGCAUUAAAUGCACACCCACUGAUAACAAAAUGUCUAACUUCUGUUGUCCUAGGAUGCAGUGGAGAUAUUGCAGCGCAACGUAUCAUGAGCAAAGACGAACACUUCAAAGUGGAUUGGGGUCGAGUGUUUCGAAUGGGCUUUGUUUGCAUGUGCUAUGGCGGUAUCAAUCACUAUUGGUACAAUUUCCUCCAACAAUCGAUCAAACUGGAAGGGAUGCAGCGAGUUCUAACAAAAAUGGCGUUUGAUCAGCUAUUCUUUGUCCCUGUGUUUGAUUCUUUUAUGUUUUUCGGUUUAUCUGCUUUGGAGGAUCCUCACAAUCAACCAUCUGCAGGUAUUCGCAGAGUCAAAGCUUGCCUUUGGAACACACUUAAGGUAAACUAUUGCGUGUGGCCAUUCCUUCAAAUCAUCAACUUCAAGUAUGUUCCUUUACAGUACCAAGUGUUCUUUACUACCGUCGGUGUAUUUUUCUGGAAUAUUUUCCUGUCCGACAUGGCGAAUCGCAGAGGAAAGCAGGCGGCAGCAGCAGCGGCAGCAGCAGCAGCACAUGUGGAAUGA